AUGCAAUGCUCUUAUAAAUAUAAAAAACUAUAUCAUUCCCCCUCUUUUAAUGAUUGGCCAAAGAAUCUAAAAGAAGCAGUGAUAUUAUUUAAGAAGCCUGAAGCUGAACAUCUUAAUGUUAAUGAUUCUGUUCAAGAAACGGUGGUUAUUAUUAAGAAUAAUGAGAAAGAACCAAUCUAUAUUUCAAAUAAUAAUAACAAAUUGAAAUCUCUUGAUACUACCAAAAAACAAGGA
Messenger RNA from Dentiscutata erythropus, 234 nucleotides. The record is from the annotation of a GenBank genome assembly. Lineage: Eukaryota; Fungi; Glomeromycota; Glomeromycetes; Diversisporales; Gigasporaceae.